Molecule: messenger RNA, 994 nt
Organism: Schizophyllum commune H4-8
Lineage: Eukaryota; Fungi; Basidiomycota; Agaricomycetes; Agaricales; Schizophyllaceae
Exons: 4
Coding region: 22-855 (277 amino acids)
Source: RefSeq, a predicted model, not a curated record
UCCUCCUCCCCAUCCACCGCCAUGCCCCACAAACGCGCCAAACGCUCCGUCAGGGAGAAGAGCAAGAAGGAGCAAGGCCAUGACCUUAUCCCCGCGAAAUACUCCCUAUCCGAAGAGGCGAUCCCCAAGUCUGCCGCGCGUGUGCUAAACGCAGCAAAGGUGCAGGCGGAAUACAGGGCGAAGAAGCGCAGCUCGGAAGACGAUGGCAGCCAGGGGAAGGCAAAGCGGCGGAAGGUCGACUCGAGCACGAGCGGGAUGAGCAUCAAGCCGGGAGAGUCGCUCACGCAUUUCAAUAAACGCGUCGAAGACAGUAUGCGCGGCCUCGUGCGGUCCGCCGUCCAAACCUCGAAUGCAGUCGCGCGCAACGCACUCAAGAAAGAAGCCGAGGAGAAGAAGGCCGCGAGGCAGGAAAAGAAGGCGAAGCGCAAAGCUGACGACGCGGACGACGAUAUCAAGGAUUCCAAAUCCACUGGCGGCAAAUUUAAUGAUGGCAAGCGACCUGCGAAAGACGACACCAAGACCACCUCCACUAAACCGCCUCAACCCUCCACCGACAAACACGCAGACCGACCGAAGGAGUUCCAGCAAGCGUCCACCUCCGCGCCUCGACGGUUGAACGACAUCGCACAGGCGCCGCCGGAUCUGAAGAAGUUGCCACGCGGGGCGAAGAAAACCGCAGGGUCAAGCGCGAAGGCAGGCCACACCCCCAAGAGCGACGGCGUCGUGUCGAUGGCACAGAAAGUCAUGAUGGAGCAGGAGCGGGAGAAAGCGAUCGAGCGGUAUAGGUUGCUGAGGGCAAGUCAGCGGAAGGGGUGGGCGGAGGGGAGUGGCGAGAGGGAGGAUAGCGACGGUUGAGAUGAGGUCGCUACCUUUGGACACCUUGUAAGCUAUCCCGCACAUACGCAUUGGACGCUAUUAUGUCGAUUGAUCCCUCCUGGGAAGACCCAGAAAACUGGCCUCGAGCUCGUGGAGGGCCAAGACUCGUACUCUCGCC